AUGUUCCUCUUUGCUAGCACGUUUGUGUGUCAGCGAGCCUGGCCGCGAGCGCGCUUUCGGAACGCCCCGUGUCGGCGCGUGACGUUGGACGCUAGGGGUGACUCAGUGAGUGCAGGUGCCGAACAGCCGACGCGUCGUCCUGAGGCGCCCGCGAAAAGGCGUGGGAGUCGCUUUCUCAUCAAGGUCCGAAAGUCUGUGCGCACCACACGCAAGCACGGUAGCGUCAUUCCAGCUGAUGUUUGGUUACCACCCGAACUAACAAGUGACGUUUUGCCUUGCGGCGACAGCAAACUCUUGGAUAAUGAGGCGCACUUACCGGCGCUGGUGCUCAACGCGGACUAUAGACCCCUUUCGUACCUGCCACUGUCGUUGUGGUCCUGGCAAGAAGCAAUAAAGGCGUCGCUUUCGGGUCGCGUUCGUGUUGUUGCCGAGUACGAUAAAAUUAUUCGUGCACCGUCGAUGAGCAUGCGGUUGCCUGCUGUGGUGUGCCUCAAGCGCUUUCAGCAGAGCACGGUCUCUCGGGCAGCUUUCACACGUUUUAACGUCUUCCUUCGGGACUCGUUCCAGUGCCAGUAUUGUGGUACGAGCGGGCCUAUCACAGAUCUGACGUUUGAUCACGUCGUGCCGCGUUCGCGCGGUGGCAAGACGUGCUGGCGCAAUGUCGUCACCUGCUGCACGGCCUGCAAUCGACGCAAAGGCGGCAAACUGCCCCACGAAAUACCAAAUAUGACGUUGCAACGUCAACCUUAUGUACCGCUAUACUGUGAAUUGCAGGAAGUGGCCCGUAAGUUUCCCCCGCGAUUCUUGCAUGAGACCUGGGCAGACUACCUGUUCUGGGAUGUGCCCCUGCAACGAGACGAAUGA
Cyanidioschyzon merolae strain 10D is the source of this 864-nucleotide messenger RNA. RefSeq lists its product as hypothetical. The record is from RefSeq and is a predicted model, not a curated record. The transcript has a single exon. The coding region runs from base 1 to 864 and encodes 287 amino acids. NCBI's taxonomy places the organism in Eukaryota, Rhodophyta, Bangiophyceae, Cyanidiales, Cyanidiaceae.